This is a messenger RNA of Helicoverpa armigera (cotton bollworm), 2477 nucleotides long. RefSeq lists its product as uncharacterized. The record is from RefSeq and is a predicted model, not a curated record. The transcript is spliced from 5 exons. The coding region runs from base 1831 to 2313 and encodes 160 amino acids. NCBI's taxonomy places the organism in Eukaryota, Metazoa, Arthropoda, Insecta, Lepidoptera, Noctuidae.
CUACACGGACGAGGAGCAGAAGACCAACAAGAAGACAACACGGACGAGGAGCGGAAGACCAACAAGAAGACAACACGGACGAGGAGUUGAAGACCAACACGAAGACGACACGGACGAGGAGUGGAAAAUAAACAAUAGGAAUAUAACACGGACGAAAGAACCGACGAAAAUUUAAGACGCUUAAACGAAAUUGCAGAAAUGGAAAGCUGAAAAUUACCCAAACUAUACGGACGAAUAUCAGAAGAAAAACGCCAACGAGGAGUGGAAGACAAACACGACGACCACACAGACGAGGAGCGGAAGAUCAACAGGAUGACGACACGGACGAGGCGCGGAAGAUCAAGAUGAAGACGACACGGACGAGGAGCGGAAGACCAACACGAAGACGACACGGACGAGGAGCGGAAGAUCAACAUGAAGACGACACGGACGAGGAGCGGAAGGUCAACAUGAAGACGACACGGACGAGGAGCGGAAGAUCAACAUGAAGACGACACGGACGAGGAGCGGAAGAUCAACAUGAAGACGACACGGACGAGGAGCGGAAGAUCAACAUGAAGACGACACGGACGAGGAGCGGAAGAUCAACAUGAAGACGACACGGACGAGGAGCGGAAGAUCAACAUGAAGACCACACGGACGAGGAGCGGAAGAUCAACAUGAAGACAAUAUAGACGACCAGCGGAACACUAACACGUGGACAAUACAAAACAAAAGAGGAACAGGAUGCGACCACGAAGUUUUGACCAGAGUAAAGCAGUUGUUACAAGAACAAGACAAGACACAGACGGAGGGCAAAAGUUGGAGAUAAAAUCAUAAAUUAGGUAACUAUUCAGAUGUCAGUUUCAUAAAAGUAUGUUUAUGUCAAAAUGAGUCAACGAUGCGACGAGAUAUUUAUAAAAUGUGCUGUAGAUAAUUGACACAACCAGAAUACACAGCAAUGAGGUACAACUCAAAAAUAUAUAUGAUGAAUAUCUACUUAAGCGAAGAUGGCUUACGGCAUAACAAUAUUUACGAUAUAAUAGUAGGCAUACUAAACAACGGAGAGAUGACAAUUCGUAAGAAGGGGUAAUUCUUAAAUUAGUUUAUUGACCAAAAUAAAGGAAAGUUCGUGAUCUGGAGCUGGCGGAAAUACAAAUUAGCGAAGCAGGUAACGAUCAUUGUUAGAGUAAGACAUUUGCAAGGCGAACAAUAUCGAAAUAAGUUAGGACUCCACUACGCGGACAAGAAACCAACAACUACACAGACGAGCAGAAGAUCAACAACAAGACAACACGGACGAGGCGCGGAAGCUCAACACGAAGACGACACGGACGAGGAGCGGAAGACCAACACGAAGACGACACGGACGAGGAGCGGAAGACCAACACGAAGACGACACGGACGAGGAGCGGAAGACCAACACGAAGACGACACGGACGAGGAGCGGAAGACCAACAAGAAGACGACACGGACGAGGAGCGGAAGCUCAACACGAAGACGACACGGACGAGGAGCGGAAGCUCAACACGAAGACGACACGGACGAGGAGCGGAAGCUCAACACGAAGACGACACGGACGAGGAGCGGAAGACCAACAAGAAGACGACACGGACGAGGAGCGGAAGCUCAACACGAAGACGACACGGACGAGGAGCGGAAGACCAACACGAAGACGACACGGACGAGGAGCGGAAGACCAACACGGACGAGGAGCAGAUCAGUACGUGAACAACAGAAAACAAAAGAGGAACAGGUUGCGACGACCACAAAUAUGAUCAGAGUAAAGCCAGUUUGUACAAGAACCAAAGAAAACACAUAGACAUCACGGACGAGGCGCGGAAGAUCAACAUGAAGAGGACACGGACGAGGCGCGGAAGACCAACAAGAAGACGACACGGACGAGGAGCGGAAGAUCAACAUGAAGACGACACGGACGAGGAGCGGAAGACCAACACGAAGACGACACGGACGAGGAGCGGAAGACCAACACGAAGACGACACGGACGAGGAGCGGAAGAUCAACACGAAGACGACACGGACGAGGAGCGGAAGAUGACAUGGACGAGGAGCAGAUCAGCACGUGAAGAACAGAAAACAAAAGAGGAACAGGUUGCGACGACCACAAAUAUGAUCAGAGUGAAGCAGUUUAUACAAGAACCAAAGAAAACACGUAGACAUCACGGAGGAGGCGCGGAAGAUCAACAUAAAGACGACACGGAAGAGGCGCGGAAGAUCGACACGGACGAGGCGCGGAAGAUCGACACGGACGAGACGCGGAAGAUAAACCUUCCGAACCUUUUUCCAUGGAGACCAUUUAAUUUCUUAAGAUAAAGGCGAUGGUGAAGACUGAAGACUUACCAUUUAACGAAUGAAGAACCAAGAAGUGAAGAAGAUAUUAAAGUGACAAAUAAACGUAACAAAUAAUCUUAAAACGUAACAUUUUUAUUUCACUACACCAUUUUCUUGUAUAAUAAAAUAUUUUUUUCCAUACUAAA